Cavenderia fasciculata is the source of this 1776-nucleotide messenger RNA. RefSeq lists its product as uncharacterized. Lineage: Eukaryota; Evosea; Eumycetozoa; Acytosteliales; Cavenderiaceae. The transcript is spliced from 2 exons. The coding region runs from base 1 to 1776 and encodes 591 amino acids. The record is from RefSeq and is a predicted model, not a curated record.
AUGACAUCUGUUAAAUGUGUUGCAUGUCCAAAGUUUUGUAUGGUUGAAUAUCGAGAUAUAGAGUUGGAUAAUACUCUUGCGACCUUUAUUCAAACAAAGACUGGUAUAUUUCCAACUGCUCCAACUACCAAUGAUAAAGUCCAUAUUUGUAAGGAAUGUUAUUCCACUUUUAUGAAAAAUAGAAUUAAAAGAUUAUCAUCAUCAUCAAUAAAUGGAAGUAGUGAAGUUGAUUCAUCAUCUUCAUUGGAUCGUUUUUAUUCUUCACCACACCAAUCCAAUGCUGGUAGUAGCAGCGCAGGAUCAUCACCAUCGUCACCACAUACAUCGCAACCAGCAUCUCCAAACCUCUAUGGAAUGGAGUCUCCACACUGUCAUUUUGCCAACCAACAGGUUCCAUCUGACGUUGCUGGUGCUGGUACUGGUGCUAGUGCCUCUGCAGCUGCUCCCAAGUACUCUGAUGAGGACCUCAAGACCAUUUGUGUUGGCUACUUGAAAAACUUGAAAGCUGUAGAGUUGCAGUCGCUUUUGCGUGAUGUCAACCAAUCGUGCAAGGGUGCCAAGCAAAAGUUGGUCGAACGUAUCAUUCGACACAUUUUUACCUUUCAAAAGCCUGGCAAUGUGCACUUUGACAAUAACCUCCCAAGAGAGCGAUUGAUCGCCGACUUGAGAUCGCGUUAUGGUAUUGACACCAAGUCUGUCAAGGAAUACACACUCCAAGAGCUCAAUGGCAUGUAUGUCACCUAUUAUUGUAUCUUUGGUGCCUCCAAAUUCAAAAAGGAUGGUUCUUUAAAUCCAGUUGCCUCCAACAAUGGUACAGGUGCAUCUCGUCGUGCCUCUUUAAAUGCUAGUCAAUUAAAGACUAUGGUCAAUAAUAGCCAUUCAAAGGUCGUUGUCGCUGCCACCGCUCCACUUUCACCAACUCCAUCAUUUGUACAUCUUAGUAUCAAUGACAAGGCGGCAGUUGGUGAAGUUCCAAAAUCAAUAUCUCCAAGACCAUUGUUGAUGAGUAAUACCAGUACUACUACUACUACCACAAAUACAAUUAAUAAUAAUAAUAAUAAUAAUACUACCAAUACCUAUAAUAAUAAUAUUGUAACACCAAAUAAUAAUAAUAAUAAUAAUGUUAAUAUAACUAAUAAUAAUAAUAAUAAUAAUAAUAAUAAUAAUAAUAAUAAUAAUAUUGUAACACCAAAUAAUAAUAUAUCUUUUACUUACCCAUCAACAACAGCCAAUUAUGACCCAAAUAAUUAUGGUUAUUAUCAACCACAACAACAACAGCAACCACAAUAUUCUACACCAUAUGCUAUAAAUAUUUCACCAAGAUUGUUACCACAACAACAACAACAACAACAACAACAAAUAACUGAACAACAACAAUAUUAUAAUCCAAAUACAAAUAAUUAUAUAUAUAUACCAGUACCAGUAUCACCAACUCCAUCACCACCAAUGACAGCAAGAAUGGCAACUGCACCAUCGCAUCCAUCAUACCCACCAAGCAUAUCUAUAACUUGUUCGACAGAGUUUAACAAUACCAUCAAUGACAACCAUAUGAUGAAUGCCUACCAUUCACCACAUUCAUCGUCAUCACCAAUCUAUAAUCCAAAUAGUAAUAUUCAUAUAGUCUCUACAAACCACCACCACCAAAAUUACAUAAUGAAUGAAAUGCCAACUAUCGUUGCUGCACCAACUUCAAUAACCACCACCUCCAACAACCAUAAUAGUAUUCCUUAUUCUAGCUUAUCUAAUCAUUUAGCUGGAAGUGGUUAUUACUAUUAA